Messenger RNA from Tigriopus californicus, 836 nucleotides. Its product is annotated as UNC93-like protein. The coding region runs from base 157 to 738 and encodes 193 amino acids. The transcript has 3 exons. Lineage: Eukaryota; Metazoa; Arthropoda; Copepoda; Harpacticoida; Harpacticidae. The record is from RefSeq and is a predicted model, not a curated record.
ACCAAACUUUUAUUCUUGAUUAGGUUUGGAGGGACACCUGAUAAAGAAGAGCCAACUCAAGACGGAUCAACCACUUCCCCUUCUUCCUCAGCCAAAGAGCAGAAACUGAACAAAACACGUGAGAACUUUGCCUUGUUGUUUGCCACAGUCAAACAUAUGAGCCAGAAGGAACAGCUUCUCCUCAUUCCAAUCACUAUCUGGUCUGGCCUGGAGCAAGGCUUCUUCGGAGCGGACUUUUCCGCGGGAUUUAUCAGCUGUGCCUUUGGGGUCGACAAGAUCGGGUACAUCUUCAUUAUUUAUGGCAUAACCGAUGCCAUCGGGUCGUUUGUGUUCGGUUAUGUCAUCAAAUAUGUAGGAAGAAUCUCGAUUUUUUGCCUGGGAGGUCUAAUCAACCUCGUUGCUAUUGGCUUCAUGUUCUCGUGGACACCCAACCCAGAUCAAUCUCAUGUAUUCUACAUCAUUGCGGCAUUUUGGGGCGCCGCAGAUGCCGUCUGGCAAACUCAGAUCAAUGCCUUGUAUGGAUCUUUAUUUGCUGCCAACAAAGACGCCGGUUUCUCGAAUUAUCGGCUUUGGGAAUCAGUUGGCUUUUUGGCAGCCUUCGCUCUUCAGACACAAUUGUGCAUCGGAAGCAAGCUCGGGAUUCUGGGUGGAUUCCUUGGACUCGGGUUGGCUGGAUACUUCGUGGUGGAAUACAUUCAAUACAUCAAAUCAAAGUGCCAAGUGGUCCCGGAAAAAUGAAGAACUGUGAUUUAUGAACUACAUGUACUUAUCUUGUAUCAUAUUUUCAAAAAAGAAAACUCAAAAGUUACUGAACAACAGAGCUUGAACAGCUAUUC